This is a messenger RNA of Rhodotorula graminis WP1, 418 nucleotides long. RefSeq lists its product as uncharacterized. The transcript is spliced from 3 exons. The annotation marks the transcript as partial. Lineage: Eukaryota; Fungi; Basidiomycota; Microbotryomycetes; Sporidiobolales; Sporidiobolaceae. The record is from RefSeq and is a predicted model, not a curated record.
UCACGAUUGCGCUGCUUCAUUGCUACUCUGACUCGCGCGUCAAUGAACGCCGGCUACACAGGAGGAGCUCAGGCGAGGAGCCCUGCGCCGACGAGCGCCGCACCUCCGACCGCGGCGGUCCACGCGACGACGAGCGCGCGAUCGACGGUGCCGAGCACAGCGGACGAGGCCCCGCUCGAGCCGCCCGCUGCGCCCGCCGCCGCCGACGACGACGAGGCCGGUGCGCUCGUCGACGUGCUGCUGCCGCUCGACUGCGACGCGCUCGACGACGACGAGCCCGCCGACGUCGCCAUCGACGAGCUCGUCAUGCCCCUCGAGCUGUUGACAGCGCUCGACGACGUCGGCUGCGCCGAGACGGCGGUUGUCGCGCCGGCGCCCGCAACGAGGUCGGAACGUUGGUGAGGCACGACGACGCGCC